AAAGAAUACCUAACGCUCAAAAAAGCCCCUCAACCUUAUAUGAUACAGCCGCCAGUAUAUUACCCAUUCCCGUUCAUUUUCUGCAAACCCUAGUUUCUCUCUCUGUAUCAAAAUCAUCAUUCAAAUUCGAUUCAAAGCUGAUAGUAAUGACCGGCGGUACAGAUGUUACGGAGAGUAGUUUAUCAUGUGUUAAAUGCGGAAAACCUGCUCAUCUUCAGUGCCCUAAGUGUGUUGAGUUGAAGCUUCCUCGUGAAGGUGCUUCUUUCUGUACUCAGGACUGUUUUAAGGCAUCUUGGAGUUCUCAUAAAGCAGUUCAUUUGAAGGCAAAGUUGUCGUCGAUUGGAUCGAACACGCCAUGGGAAAGUGGUAUAGCUUCUCCGAGUGAUGGUUGGUUGUAUUGUUUGAGGAAAGGACAGUCGCGGACAGCGCAAAUGCCUCAUUUUGACUGGACAGGACCAUUAAGACCAUAUCCCAUAUCAAAAAAGCGUGUAGUACCAGCAGGCAUUGAGCUACCCGACUGGGCAGUUGAUGGAAUUCCAAAAAUCGAGCCUGCUAGUGAUCUGCAGCAUGUUGUUGAGAUUAAAUCUGCAGAGAAAAUUGCGAGAAUGAGAGAAACUAACCGAAUAGCAAGGGAAGUUUUGGAUGCGGCUGCACGUGUUGUGCGCCCUGGUGUGACCACCGAUGAAAUUGAUGCUGUGGUUCAUGAAGCAACCAUUGCCGCUGGAGCAUAUCCAUCUCCAUUGAAUUAUCAUUUCUUCCCCAAGUCUUGCUGCACGUCUGUUAACGAAGUAAUCUGCCAUGGGAUUCCAGACGCAAGGAAAUUAGAGGAUGGAGAUAUCGUGAACGUUGACAUAUCCCUUUAUUAUAAAGGGGUCCAUGGUGACUUAAAUGAAACCUUUUUUGUUGGUAAUGUGGAUGAGGCAUCUCAACAACUGGUCAAAUGUACUUAUGAGUGUUUGGAAAAAGCAAUAGCUAUCGUCAAACCUGGAGUACGCUUUCGUGAAAUUGGGGAAAUUAUAAAUAGACAUGCGACGAUGUCUGGUUUAUCAGUGGUGAAAUCCUAUUGCGGGCAUGGUAUUGGAGAUCUCUUCCAUUGUGCACCAAACAUACCCCAUUAUGCCAGAAAUAAAGCAGUUGGUGUGAUGAAAGCUGGACAGACCUUCACUAUUGAACCUAUGAUAAACGCUGGCGUGUGGCGUGAUCGGAUGUGGCCUGAUGGCUGGACUGCUGUUACUGCAGAUGGCAAACGCAGUGCUCAGUUUGAACAUACCCUUUUGGUAACUGAGACUGGAGCGGAAGUUCUUACGGCACGACUUCCCACAUCUCCCAAGGUUUUCCCGUGGUUAAAUUAACAGCGGGCAUGUUCUGUAUUGUUAAAAAGGUUGAUUUGAGCAGACGAAACAUUUAUUAUGAGAUGUAUUAAUUUUGGGUAUGAAGAGUGAAAAGUGGGAGAGGUUUAUAUUAUAUAUGUGACAUGUAUUAAUAAUGAGGUGAUUUGGGAAUUUUGGUUUCAAAUUCAUCUCUAUUUAAACAAUGGUUUGGAUUUAUUUAGAUUA
Helianthus annuus (common sunflower) is the source of this 1556-nucleotide messenger RNA. RefSeq names its product methionine aminopeptidase 1A. The transcript has 17 exons. Bases 147 to 1352 code for a protein of 401 amino acids. Gene Ontology annotation, molecular function: metalloaminopeptidase activity. Gene Ontology annotation, biological process: proteolysis. The record is from RefSeq and is a predicted model, not a curated record. NCBI's taxonomy places the organism in Eukaryota, Viridiplantae, Streptophyta, Magnoliopsida, Asterales, Asteraceae.